This is a messenger RNA of Penicillium daleae, 894 nucleotides long. RefSeq names its product oxygenase MpaB family protein. The record is from RefSeq and is a predicted model, not a curated record. Gene Ontology annotation, molecular function: oxidoreductase activity. Bases 1 to 894 code for a protein of 297 amino acids. Lineage: Eukaryota; Fungi; Ascomycota; Eurotiomycetes; Eurotiales; Aspergillaceae. The transcript has a single exon.
AUGAGUGAGAAGCAAACGGGAUACUCGCCGGAGUGCGGCAUCCCGAUGGAGUCGCCCACCUAUGGCUCGAACGCCGAUGUUAAGGAAGAACCUAGCAAUCAAAACUUCUUGGAUAAACUCGAGCAGCCAGUGCACAUCCAGAAAGUGGUUCAAGAAGCAAUUCUUCUUGCUGGUGGUGCCGCUGCAAUUUUACUACAAGUUGCAGAGCCAGGUGUUGGAAAGGGUGUCGACGAACAUAGCAACUUUGCGUACAGGCCUAUGGAUCGGCUGCGGACGACGAUGACUUAUGUAUAUUGUAUGGCUUUUGGAUCUCGACACGAAAAAGAGGCUGUUAUUGAGACGGUCCAUCGAGCCCACGCCGUCGUGAAAGGGCCGGAUUACUCGGCAAAUGACCCCAAUCUUCAACUCUGGGUAGCCGCUACUCUUUAUGCGGUCGGCAUCGAAUUAUACCAACAAAUGUUUGGUCAAAUGACAAAGGAUGAUGCUGAGGUUAUCUAUCGAGAGUACUCUGUCUUAGCUGUAUCACUUCGCGUCAAACCGGGCAUGUGGCCGGUGUCCAGGAGAGCAUUCUGGGAGUAUUGGGACCACCAGGUUGAGACAAUGCAUAUCACCGAGAAUGCACAAAGAGUGGCCAAGGAUCUUCUCUGGAAUAAAGAGCUGCCGCUCCAUCUUCGGGCCCUUCUUCCGCUGGUCCGCCUGACCACAGCUGAGAUACUACCUAAGCGGAUCCGAGACGCGUACGGAUUGAAGUCUACAAAAAUUCGACGCGGUGCAUACCGUGUGAUUCUCGGCUUUACCAAGGCGACUUAUCCUUGUCUACCAAAGAUAAUUCGGACUUAUCCGAUGCGCUAUUAUUUGAAGGAUAUGCGACGGCGACUCGAGAAUAUAGCCUAA